AUGAAAGCCUGCUGGUCUCACCCUGUGCCUUUUAUUCAAGCUUAUUGCAAUGACUGCAUCUUUGCUGACGAAGAAUUACAGCUGGACUCUUUUAAGGACUGGCCCUGGGAAUCAGCUGUGGGAGUUUCAGCGCUGGCCAAGACAGGCCUUUUCUACACAGGUAUAAAGGACAUCGUCCAGCGCUUUUCCCAUGGAGUGUGCUUAGGGAAGUGUCAGGAGGAUGAUAACUCACUAGAUGAUCACACCGGAUAUUUUCCGAGUUGUUCAAUUCUCCAAAAUAUGAAGUCCGCUGUAGAAGUGAUUCCAGAACUUCAGAGCCAUGAUGAACUUUUUUUCUUCUCUCCAGUGAUGGCACAGGAUGAAGCCCAAUGGUUUCAAGAGGCAAAUAAUCUGAGUGAGCAGCUGAGAGCAGCUUAUACCAGCGCCAGUUUCUGCCACAUGUUUUUGCUUGAUAUCUCUUCCAGUCUGGCCACGGACCACUUACUGGGCUGUGAUCUGUCCAUUGCUUCAAAACACAUCAGCAAAUCUGUACAAGAGCCCCGAGUGCUGCCGGAGGUCUUUGCCAACUUGAAUUCUCUUAUGUGUGUGGAGGGUGAAGCUGGGAGCGGAAAGAUGGUCCUCCUGAAGAAAACAGCUUUCCUGUGGGCAUUCGAAUGCUGUCCAUUAAACAGGUUCUAGCUCGUUUUCUACCUCUCCCUUAGUUCCACCAGACCAGACUAGGGGCUGGCCAGUUCUAUUGUCUGUGACCAACUCCUAGAGAAAGAAGGUGUUACUGAAAUGCACAUGACGAACAUCCUCCAGCAGUUAAAGAAUCAGGUCUUAUUCCUUUUAGAUGACUACUAAGAAAUAUGUUCAACCCCCCAAGUCAUAGAAAAACUGAUUCAAAAAAACCACUUGUUGGCCAGGCGCGACUUAUUGAUUACUGUCCAUAUAGACAGGGCCAGGGAUAUCUGUCAAUACCUAGAGACAAUUGUAGAGAUCAAAGAGUUUCCCUUUUAUAAUACUAUCUAUAUAUUACAGAAACUCUUUUCACAUAAGACUUGUCUGCAAAAGUUUAUGGUUCACUUUGGAGUGAAUGAAGCUUUGCAGGGGAUUCAGAAAACUCCCCUCUUUGUGGUGGCAAUCUGUGCUCAUUGGUUUCAGUAUCCUUUUGACCCAUCCUUUGAUGAUAUGGCUGUUUUCAAGUCCUAUAUGGAAUGCCUUUUCUUAAGGAACAAAGUGACAGCUGAACUUCUCAAAGCAACUGUGUCCUCCUGUGAUGAGCUGGCCUUGACAGGAUUUUUUUCAUGUUGCUUUGAGUUUAUUGAUGACGAUUUGCAGAAGCAAGUUGAUGAGAUCUAACCAUGAGAUCUCAUGGGCAAAUUUACAGCCCAGAGACUAAGACCAUUCUAUUGGUUUUUAAAUUCUGCAUUCCAAGAAUUUCUUGCAGGGAUGAGACUAAUUGAACUCCUGGAUUCAGACAGGUAGGAACAUCAAGAUUUAGGACUAUAUUAUUUGAAACAAAUCAACUCAUUCAUGAUGACUGUAAGCGCCUACAACAAUUUUUUGAACUGUAUCUCCAACCUCCCUUCAACAAAAGCUGGACCCAAAAUGUCUCAUUUGCUCCAUUUGGUGGAUAAAGAGUCAUUAGAGAAUACAUCUGAAAAUGAUGACUACCUAAAGCACCAGCUGGAAAUUUCACUGAAGAUGCUUAGGGGAUUGUGGCAAAUUUGUCCACAAGCUUACUUUUCUUCAGAAUGUUUACUGGCUCUUGCCCUAAAAAUCGCUUCUGAAGGCACUGUUGCUGCAGGUUCUCCAUUUGUUUUGCAAUUCCUUCAAGGGAGAACACUGACUUUGGAUGUACUUAAGUUACAGUACUUUUUCGACCACCCAGAAAGCCUGUCAUUGUUGAGGGGCAUCCAGGUCUCGAUAAAGAAGAGGUCACCCAAAACAGAUUUUUCAGUCCUGGAAACAUGUUUGGACAAAUCACAGGCACCAACUAUAGAUCGGGACUAUGCUUCUGCAUUUGAACCUAUGAAUGAAUGGGAGCAAAAUGUAGCUGAAAAAGAGGCUAGCAUAAAGAGUUGUCUGAAUAUCCAGCGCAGGGCACCACCAGACAUCAGUACUGGCUAUUGGAAACUAUCUCCAAAGCAGUACAAGAUUCCCUGUCUGGAAGUCCAUGUGAAUGAUACCGAUGCUGCAGACCAGGAGAUGCUCGGGGUUCUAAUGACAGUUUUCUCAGCUUCAGAGUGCCUUGUACUCCAUUUAAACCACAGCAGAGUCUUUAUUGAAAGCAUCCGCCCAGCUCUUGAGUUGUCUAAGGCCUCUAUCACCAAGCACCCUGUAAACAAAUUGCAACUUGGCACAGCUGAACAGGAACCGCUUCUCAUCCUGCCUUCCCUGGAAUCUCUUGAAGUCUCAGGGACAAUCCAGUCAACAGACCAAGUCUUUCCUAAUGUGGGUAAGUUCCUGUGCCUGAAAGCUGUGAAUCUGGAAGGCAAAAUAAAUAUUUUUUCAGUCAUUCCUGAAGAAUUUCCAGACUUCCACCAUAUGGAGAAAUUAUUGAUCCAAAUUUCAGCUGAGUAUGAUCCUUCCAAACUAGUAAAAUUGAAUCAAAAUUCUCCAAACCUUCAUGUUUUCCAUUUGAAAUGUAACUUCUUUUUGGAAUCUGAGUCUCUCAUGACUUUACUUGCUUCCUGUAAGAAACUCAGAGAAAUUUUUUCUGAUUCUUUUUUUUUUUUAAAGCCGUCCCAUUUGGGAAGAGUUAUAAUAUUACAAUUGUGGUUUAAGAUGUUUCUAUGGGCACAGAUUGCCAUUUUACCAAGUUUUAUUUCACUGAAGAUAUUAAAUCUUGAAACCCAGCAAUUUCCUGAGGAGGAAACAUCUGAAAAAGUUGCCUACGCUUUAGGUUCUUUUAAUAAUCUGGAAGAAUUGAUCCUACCUCCUGGGGAUAAACUACCUCCACUGGCCAAACUGAUCAUCCAGCAGUGUCAGCAGCUUCACUGUCUCUGAGUCCUCUCAUUUUUCCAGUCUUUGAACAAUGACAGCGUGGUGGAAAUUGCCACGGCAGCAAUCAAUGGAGGGUUCCAGAAACUUGAGAACUUAAAUCUUUCAAUCAGUCACAAGAUUACAGAGGAGAUCAGAAAUUUCUUUCAAGCACUGAACAAGCCAAACUUGCAGGAGUUGAAUAUCUCCAGGCAUUUCACAAACUGUAUCAAAGCUCAGGCCUCAACGGUCAAGCCUUUGAGUCAAUGUGUGUUACAACUGCCGUGCCUCAUCAGACUGAACAUGUUAAACUGGCUCUUGGAUGCAGAUGAUAUCGCAUUGCUUAAUGUCAUGAAAGAAAGACAUCCUUAAUCUAAGUACUUAACUAUUCUUCAAAAAUGGAUACUGCCAUUCUCUCCAAUCAUUCAGGAAAAAAAAAAGAUUCAGCUAAAAAUUGCUGAUCAAUUAUUUCAUCCUUGUGGCACACUGAGGAUGAAAAAAAUUUGUCAAGCUUACCACUUCAUGGAAGCAGUGAAGGCUAUGGCUUAUGCCCAAGGCAUGAAGUAA
Messenger RNA from Callithrix jacchus (white-tufted-ear marmoset), 3531 nucleotides. The record is from RefSeq and is a predicted model, not a curated record. Lineage: Eukaryota; Metazoa; Chordata; Mammalia; Primates; Cebidae.